AUAUCCUGUUGUGUCCACACUAGUAAAUACAAAUAUUAUCAACAACGAAAAUAGGUGGUUUGUUUUGUUACCACUCUUCCUUGAGUGACGAGAUCAGCAUAACAACUUUAUGAAUUAUGUGUUGAGUAUAUACUAACAUUUAGUACUGAGUGAGUGUACUGCUUAAAAACAAAGACGUUUUUAUAUUUUAUUUAUUAUAUAAUAAAAUUUGUGGUUAAUCAUUGAUUAAUCCUAUUUUGAAAUAAUGAAUCUGCCACCUAUUCAGCAAGGGCAAGUGUUACAGCCAGGUAUGGGUCAACAAUCACAACCCCAACCUCAACAACAAAUGCAGCCUCAGAUGCAGCAACCCCAACAGCAUGCACAAGAAAAACUAGACAAUAUUUCUAAAGUUAAAUCUUUAAUUGGACAGUUAAGAGAAUCAUUAGCAGUAACAUUAAAGAAUGCUGCUCAUGCAUUACAUCAAAACAGCCAAGUUGAUGUUGGAACAGUGAAAUCUGUAGACAUGGCUCCCCCUCCAAGAUUUGAUAAAAGCAUGGAGGAAUUUUACUCCAUAUGUGAUCAAAUUGAACUUCAUUUGAAAACAUCAAUAGAAUGCAUGAAUCAAGGAGCAAGCAGUCAACGAUAUCUACCGCUAGCAGUUGCUGCAACUCGCACUGAGCUCAUCCCCAAUCAAGACAUGAACAUUCUGACUUACCCACAAUACCUGUCAACAGUGAGGGCUCAGGUUCUCUAUGCGAAGGAGGUGCAUGACAUGUUACUUACAGCAGCACAGAACAUUUCUGCUGAGUGACAUCUUAUAUUUGUCUUUGUACAUUGUUUUACUAAUUUAAGAAAAAUUGUAAAUUUUUGAACUAGAAUAAAAACAAUAAAUGCAGUUUUAAGUG
Molecule: messenger RNA, 884 nt
Organism: Homalodisca vitripennis (glassy-winged sharpshooter)
Lineage: Eukaryota; Metazoa; Arthropoda; Insecta; Hemiptera; Cicadellidae
Gene: ix
Product: mediator of RNA polymerase II transcription subunit 29
Exons: 4
Coding region: 245-790 (181 amino acids)
Biological process (GO): regulation of transcription by RNA polymerase II
Cellular component (GO): mediator complex
Molecular function (GO): transcription coregulator activity; transcription factor binding
Source: RefSeq, a predicted model, not a curated record